CGGGGGGCGGCGGGGGGCGGGAGGGGGGGCUGAGCCUCGCCGAGGGAUCCGGGGGGGCCGCGGGCUCGUGCCCCCCGUGCCCACCACCCGCUCCCCGCCAUCGGCAGCCUCCGGAGCGGCUCCAUCCCAGCAGCUCCAUCCCGGGAGCCCCGAUCCCGCGGGAGCUCCCCGUGAGCAUCCCGGGGGAUCCAUCGCACCCCCCCCUCGGUAGGGGCGAACCCCCCCCUCCCGCCGAGCCCCCCCGGUAUCCGCGUGCCGUGGCUGAUCCCUCCCUUCCCGGGGCUGCGCCGAUGGACUCUCCCAGCGCUCCGUGUGUGCGGCGGAGGCUGCGGCGGUAGCGCUGGUACCCGGGAGCUGCUGUCGCGCCGUGUCGCUGCCGGAGCAUCCUCCUUCCUCGCCGUAUCCCUUCCCGAGCAUCCUUCCUCGCCGGAGCACCUUCCUCCUCCUCGCCGGCGUCGGGAAGGAGCUGGAGCUGGAGCGGAGCGAGGGCUGAGCCAGGUCCGGGCCGGUGUCCGGGGUCCCCCCACGCCCCCUCCCACGGAUGGGUAGCACCAUCACCCAUCUCCCCCCAUCCCUGGCCUGAGGGCGCAGCCCCCGACGCAGAGACCCCUCCCCAUUUCCACGCCGGCAUCCCGUCCCAUCCCGCCGGCGCCAUGGACGAGUCGUUCCGGGACCGGACGGCGUUCAUCCGCGGCGCCAAGGACAUCGCCAAGGAGGUGAAGAAGCAGGCGGCCAAGAAGGUGAGCCGGGGCAUGGACCGCGUGCAGGACGAGUACACCCGGCGCUCCUACUCCCGCUUCGAGGAGGAGGAGGACGACGAAGACUACGCGCCCCAGGACGGCUACUACCGGGGGGGCGAGGGGGCCAACGAGGAGGAGGGGGCGUCCAGCGACGCCACCGAGGGCCACGAUGAGGAGGACGAGAUCUACGAGGGCGAGUACCAGGGGAUCCCCCGGCAAGAGUCGCUGAAGGGGGGGGAGCGCCUGGGGGCCGCCACGGCCACCGGCGCCUUCGACGACAGCGAGGGGCAGCGGCGGAAGGACCGCGAGGAGCUGGCGCAGCAGUACGAGCUCAUCCUGCAGGAGUGCGGCCACGGCCGCUUCCAGUGGACCCUCUACUUCGUCCUGGGCCUGGCCCUCAUGGCCGACGGCGUCGAGGUCUUCGUGGUGGGCUUCGUCCUGCCCAGCGCCGAGAAGGACAUGUGCCUCUCCGACUCCAACAAGGGCAUGCUGGGACUCAUCGUGUACCUGGGCAUGAUGGUGGGCGCGUUCGUGUGGGGCGGGCUGGCCGACCGGCUGGGCCGAAGGCAGUGCCUCCUCAUCUCCCUCUCCGUCAACAGCGUCUUCGCCUUCUUCUCCUCCUUCGUCCAGGGCUACGGCACCUUCCUCUUCUGCCGCCUGCUCUCGGGCGUGGGCAUCGGCGGCUCCAUCCCCAUCGUCUUCUCCUACUUCUCGGAGUUCCUGGCGCAGGAGAAGCGCGGGGAGCACCUGAGCUGGCUCUGCAUGUUCUGGAUGAUCGGGGGCAUCUACGCCUCCGCCAUGGCCUGGGCCAUCAUCCCCCACUACGGCUGGAGCUUCCAGAUGGGCUCCGCGUACCAGUUCCACAGCUGGAGGGUCUUCGUGCUCGUCUGCGCCUUCCCCUCGGUCUUCGCCAUCGGGGCGCUCACCACCAUGCCCGAGAGCCCCCGCUUCUACCUGGAGAAUGGGAAGCACGAUGAGGCCUGGAUGGUGCUGAAGCAGGUCCAUGACACCAACAUGAGGGCCAAGGGCCACCCCGAGAGGGUCUUCUCGGUCACACACAUCAAGACCAUCAAGCGGGAGGACGAGCUCAUCGAGAUCCAGUCGGACACCGGGACGUGGUACCGGCGCUGGCUCGUCCGAUGCCUCAACCUGUCGCAGCAGGUCUGGAGCAACUUCCAGCAGUGCUUCGCGCCCGAGUUCCGGCGCGUGACGCUGAUGAUGAUGGCGGUGUGGUUCACCAUGUCCUUCAGCUACUACGGGCUCACCGUGUGGUUCCCCGACAUGAUCAAGCACCUGCAGAGCAUCGAGUACGCCUCACGCACCAAGCUCUUCACGCGUGAGAAGGUCCGACACUUCACCUUCAACUUCACCCUGGAGAACCAGGUGCACCGUGGCGGCGAGUAUUUCAACGACAAGUUCAUCGGGCUGAAGAUGAAGUCGGUGACGUUCGAGGACUCGCUCUUCGAGGAGUGUUACUUCGAGGACAUCACCUCCAGCAACACCUUCUUCAAGAACUGCACCUUCAUCUCCACUGUCUUCUACAACACAGAUCUCUUUGAGUACAAGUUCAUCAACAGCCGGGUGGUGAACAGCACGUUCCUGCACAACAAGGAGGGCUGCCAGCUGGACUUCAGCGACGACAACAACGCCUACAUGAUCUACUUCGUCAGCUUCCUGGGCACCCUGGCCGUGCUGCCCGGGAACAUCGUCUCGGCCCUGCUCAUGGACAAGAUCGGCCGCCUGCGCAUGCUGGCCGGCUCCAGCGUCAUGUCCUGCGUCAGCUGCUUCUUCCUGUCCUUUGGGAACAGCGAGUCGGCCAUGAUCGCCCUGCUCUGCCUCUUCGGGGGGGUCAGCAUCGCCUCCUGGAACGCCCUCGACGUGCUCACCGUGGAGCUCUACCCCUCUGACAAGAGGACGACGGCGUUCGGGUUCCUGAACGCGCUGUGCAAGCUGGCGGCCGUGCUGGGCAUCAGCAUCUUCACCUCCUUCGUGGGCAUCACCAAGGCCGUGCCCAUCCUCCUGGCCUCGGCCGCGCUGGCCCUCGGCAGCUCCCUGGCCCUCAAACUGCCCGAGACGCGGGGGCAGGUCCUGCAGUGAUGGGGGGGGCUGGGGGAGAGGGAAACACCCCCCCUGCCCCCUCCUCCUCCUCCCCGGGGUAUCCCCCCCCUCCCAAAUCCAGCCUCUCCCCCCGCCCCGUGCCCCCGGGAUUAGUCGCGUUAGACACUGUGAAACGUCUUCUUGGAGCA
This is a messenger RNA of Pseudopipra pipra, 2986 nucleotides long. RefSeq names its product synaptic vesicle glycoprotein 2A (gene SV2A). The coding region runs from base 654 to 2837 and encodes 727 amino acids. The record is from RefSeq and is a predicted model, not a curated record. Lineage: Eukaryota; Metazoa; Chordata; Aves; Passeriformes; Pipridae. Gene Ontology annotation, biological process: chemical synaptic transmission; transmembrane transport. The transcript has 13 exons. Gene Ontology annotation, molecular function: transmembrane transporter activity. Gene Ontology annotation, cellular component: synaptic vesicle membrane; neuron projection.